This is a messenger RNA of Purpureocillium takamizusanense, 2637 nucleotides long. RefSeq lists its product as uncharacterized. The coding region runs from base 289 to 1722 and encodes 477 amino acids. Gene Ontology annotation, molecular function: methyltransferase activity. Lineage: Eukaryota; Fungi; Ascomycota; Sordariomycetes; Hypocreales; Ophiocordycipitaceae. The transcript has 2 exons. The record is from RefSeq and is a predicted model, not a curated record.
CCCGCCCCUAUCAUUGCAUUGCCAAGGGCCACCCGCGGUGAUGAUGCCGGCUUAGCCUUGCCGCACACCGCACAUCACGACGACGUCGACUGACGCUGGGAACCCUUAUCCAGCCUCGGCACGGCCUCGCUGAGUUGUCCACACGGCCACCGCCCCCCCUGGGUAGGCAUCUCCUCCGCCUUUCCCACGCCGCCGCCUCACCGACCCGUGAUCCCCCCUCAUCGCCAGCAUCACCGUCCACCACUCACCGCAUGCACCGCAUUGGCCCUCGGCACCCUCGUCGCAACAAUGCCGCCCCCUCGGUCCAAGCCUUCGACCGCCAUACCCCUUCGCCAAUCGCAGCCUCAUCACCAUCGUGACCAGCAUCACCCGCCGCCGCCUGUGGGAAGCGACUCGGUGAGCAUCAGCGACGCCGAGGCCGCGACUCUUGCCGACGAUGAGGCCAAGGGCGUGGCCAAGAGCACACAGGCCAGCCGCACCGAAAGGAGGCCGCCGGACGCCGCCACGGCGCAAGAGGACAGCAUUCGAGCCUACGGCCAUGUCUACCAUGCCUCGGGCCGCGUCCUGCUCCCCGAAGAUGCAUCAGAGGCGCACCGUAUGGAGCUCAUGCAUGACCUGCUGAAGCUGUGUCUCGACGGGCGCCUCGCGGCCGCCCGCCUGCCCAUUGACCGGCCUGGCGGGGGACUGAGACAGCAGACGCACCCCCAUGCGCCGCGCACCGCGAGUCGGAACCAACGCCGCCCGCCCUCUUCUUCCUCGUCAUCUACACAGCCUGCGCCCGCGCCCGUCUCUACGGUGCCGGCGGCGGCGGCUCAAAGGGCGGCAGCCGCGCCCCGCCGGCCGGCCGCGUGGACACCGCCCGGUCCCCCCCAUGCGGCUACCGCGUCUCUCGCCACCGGAGUCGAAGAGGCUCCCGGGACUCGGGGGACCAACAAGGAGCAGACGCCCCCCGCGGCCCCGUUCCGCAUCCUCGACGUCGGAACCGGGACGGGGGCGUGGGCGAUGGAGGCGGCGCGCAAGUACCCCUCCGCACAGGUUCUCGGCGUGGACCUCUCGGCCGCGCUUCUGCCAAGAGAUGGCGACGCCGCAGUGCCCAUAAACUGUCGGUUCGAGGUCGCCGAUGCCGCCGAUGCCACCGCCGGGUUCUGGCGCGGGGCCGGCCCCGACGGCGGCGAGGUACGCUUUGACUUUAUACACAUUCGGAACCUCAUCGGUGGCGGCGUGCCCGACUGGCGCGCCCUCCUCGCCACGGCCAUGGGCCACCUCAAGCCCGGCGGGCAGCUUGAGUUCACCGAGGUCCGCCCCCGCUUCUUCGACGUCGAUGCCGCCUCGGCAUUCCCCCCGCGCUCAUCGGCCUCGCCCUCACCCUCGCCGUCCCUGUCCCUGUCUCUGUCGUCUUCCUCCCCGCCUGGGUCGCCGCCCUCCACAUCGGCGGCGGCGGUUGCGGUUGCGGCGGCGGGGGCGACAACCGCCAGCGGCAAGCCGCCAGGGGGCGUCGGCCCCGCGUGCGACGAGUACCAGCGCGCCUUUGCCCAAAACGCCGAGAAGCUGGGCGUCGACUUCGACCCCGUCCCCAAGGUCUGCAGCUGGCUCGGCGAGCUGGGGGCCCAGGUAGUGCGCGAGCGCGUCGAUUGGUUGCCCGUGCGCGCCUGGGGCAGCGAUGUCCUGCAACGUCGCAAGGGGAAGCUGGCCGAGCAGAUGCUAGACUCGUGUAAGUGUUGAGCCCUUAGGCGACGGUGACUUUUUGGCCUCCGGGUUUGUUCCUCUCGCUUCGCUCGCUUCUCUUAUGUCCUUCACCAUUCUCUCGGUCCUCUUCCUCCCCUUCCUCCCCUUCCUCCCCUUCCUCCCAUUCCUCCUCCUCUUGUCCUUGUUCUUGCCCUGUCCGCGAACCUCCCCUUGCUGUCCCCCCUACGCACGUCUCCCAUGUACCCAGCCGAGGCAUAAUCCCCCUACAGAAUUACGCAGAUUGGCUGACCACGAUACUCAGGCCUCGAGAACUGGACGCUCAUGCUCUUUGGCCGCUGUGGGUGGGAGGAGCACGAGACAAGGGACCUCGUCGAUCGUGUCAAGAGCGAGAUCAAAGACCCCCGUGCGCGGAUAGCCUACAUGAAGAUGACUUUCAUCACGGCGAAGAAGCCUCUCGAGGAGGACGACGAGGAUGAGGACGAGGACGACAACGACAACGGCGAGACGACGCCGGGCGCUGGCGGCAGAUAGGCAUAGAGGCUGUGAUGGGCUUGCCGGGCAUUGUUGGGCAGCGACAAGAGGGGGCACGAGAUGCACAUAUUCUUCACGAGGGUAGGUUGGUGCAGGGAUAGUGGGUGGUGGUACGCCGCGGCGACGACGAUGGGGGCGUGACAUCAGGAACCACGGCGGCUUGAUGAGCCAAUGAAGAUCAUGACAAACAAACAAACGAGCAAGCGCUGCGCUGCGUUGCGCAGGGUGAGAAGGCCAAACAGAAAGCGGGUAUCCUUGCUCUUCUCUAACGAUGCUUCCUCGCCUCCCUUCUACACCGUCUCUAUGUAUCGCUUCAUUUCCCUGGUCGCCACACGUUAGCAUGCCAUACGUUGCAGGGAGCCUCGUCGUAGGAAGGAAGGCCGGGGGAAGUGGGGAUUGAUCAGUACGAGAGAGAGAGAG